This is a messenger RNA of Rhodofomes roseus, 765 nucleotides long. Its product is annotated as GPR1/FUN34/yaaH family-domain-containing protein. The transcript is spliced from 9 exons. Lineage: Eukaryota; Fungi; Basidiomycota; Agaricomycetes; Polyporales; Fomitopsidaceae. Bases 1 to 765 code for a protein of 254 amino acids. The record is from RefSeq and is a predicted model, not a curated record. Gene Ontology annotation, molecular function: acetate transmembrane transporter activity. Gene Ontology annotation, cellular component: plasma membrane.
AUGUCUGAUACGGAGAAGUCAGGAAAGUCCGAGAACGUCACAGUGCUCACCAGGAGCGAGAGUCGGGGCAACAUCAACUACUUCGGGGAGUCCUUGGACCCCGUCCCGCCGCGCCCGCUCGCCGAGGGACAGUCUCCCCAGCCCGUGGUUCACCAGUAUGGCAAUCCCACUCCCCUUGGGAUGCUGGCCUAUGGGACAGUCUUCCUGUGCUCGUCAUUGCUCACCCUCGGCGCCGGUGGAGUGACAACGCCGAACCUCGUCUUGCUCUUCGCCAUGUUCUACGGCGGUAUUUCGCAGACGUUGGUGGGCAUGUGGGAGUUCUACCUCGGGCAUACCUUCGCAGCAACUGUCUUUGCGACCUACGGAGGCUUCAACUUCAGCUACGGUGCGCUCUACCUGCCAGAAAUUGGUAUCGCAUCGGCAUAUUCGGUUGGCGGUGUGCCCACGGAGGAGUUCACGCACGCUGUUGGUAUCUAUCUGGCGAUCUGGUGCCUGAUUACCGGCGUAUUCUUCAUUGGCGCUCUUCGCACAACCGCGCCGAUUGUCUGGACGCUUGGAAUGACGGUCGUCUCGCUCGCUUGCCUGUCAUCGAACUGCUUCAACCCGAACCCGCACACAAACAUUGCAGGCGGUGCGUUCGGCCUUGCCGCGACCGCUGGAGCUUACUACGGUGCCUUGUCUCAAUUCUACACACGGGCGUCGACGUUCGAGUAUAUCCGCCUGCCGCCAGUCGUGCUCGCGUACUCCGACCCGCAGAGCGCAUGA